AUGCCCACCUCGAGCUCCACCGAGGUCGAGGUCGCCACCGGUUGGACGACCGGGACCGCGAGCCCUUCUUCUUCUUCUUCUUCCCCGGACAUGAAUUCCAGCCGGAGCUUGCUCUCGUCGCCGCUCUUCCCCACCUCAUCUCCAAACUUCAGGGGCGCCGCCUCCUCCCCAUCCCCCUCCCGCGCAUCAGUUCCGAUGAUACACGACAGCACCGGCGGCAGAGCAUCCACGGCGUGCCACUACUCGCCCUCGCUCGUGGCCGAGGAGCAGGCCCAUGGCUCCGUGUCUUUGAAGGGCGAGAAGGCCUUGCUGGAGUUCCUGCUGGACAUGGCCUUGGAGCAGCACACGGAAGGGAAGACUUUCAAAGCCGAAGAGGGGGCAGAGGGCGAGUUCGAGAGCUAUCUGCGAGGCCUGCAGCGGCAAGUCAUUUACCAGCAGGCCUUUGGUGAAAAGAACAACUUCACCUCUGCAAUCACUUCAACUUCAACGCCAUCGGCAAAAUCAGUUCCAACUUUGGAUCUCGGCGCAACCUCGGUGACCUUGAUGAAGGAGGUGGCCUUUUUGGCAGAUGGAUCAAGACCUUCAACCACCCAGCUGAAUGUACCACCAGUAACGCUUGCAACCAGUGUGGAGUCGACCCACCCGUACGAGAAGCUGCUGAGCAAUGGGCAAGUGUUUAUUCGGUCUACACGGUUGCUUGAGAGAAGAUCCAAGAAGCGGAAUGUUCCUCAGGCAUCAACAAGCAGUACUGAUGUUGUGCAGUGCAGUGUUGCUGAUUCAAAGAAGAAAGAGAAGCCAAAGAAGUAUGGCAGGGUUCUCGGUCCAGAUGAACCCUUCAGGUUGUUCCUACGAGACCGCGAGACGACAGAGUUCUUGACGGCAAAGGAAGAGAGACACUUGUUCAGCCAGAUACAGAAUCUUAUGAAACUGGAGGAGGCUCAGCGUAGGCUAGAAGCGCAGUGUGGCCGCGAGCCGACGCUUCCCGAGUGGGCUCAGGCCGUGGGAAUGAGCUGCAAGGAGCUGCAGUCGUCCAUACACAUCGGAAGGCGCUGCAGGGAGAAGAUGGCCCGCUCCAACUUCCGCCUUGUGAUACACGUAGCUAGGAAAUACCAGGGAUAUGGCCUUGACAUCGAGGACCUAGUUCAGGACGGAUGCUGUGGGUUGAUGAAGACCUUCGAGAAAUUCAAUCCAAGCAAGGGAUGCAGGUUCCCGACGUAUGCGUACUGGUGGAUACGCCAAGCAAUCAAAAAGUCUAUCUUCAAGCAUUCGAGACUGAUUCGGUUGCCGGAGAGUGUGUAUGCACGUCUGAAAAAGGUGGGGAAAGCAAGGCUGGAGUGCAUCUUGGAAGGGGAGCAGCCUACUAACCAAAAUGUAGCUAGGCGUGCCGGCAUCACGAUCGAGAAGCUGGCGAAACUCAAAGCAAAGACCAGAAAGCCACGAUCAAUGCAGGAUCAAGUUUGGUCCAACGACGCAGUCACCUUCCAGGAGAUCACGGAGGACCCGAACAUCGAUCCACCGGACCUGGUGGUGGACAGGAUAAUGAUGAGGCAGCAGGUGCGGGAGUUCCUGGGCGUCCUGACCACGAGGGAGAAGGAGAUCAUCGAGCACCGGUUCGGGAUCUACGACGGUGAGCCCAAGACGCUCCACGUGAUCGGGGACAUGUACGGCCUGUCCAAGGAGCGGAUCCGGCAGCUCCAGAACCGGGCGCUGGACAAGCUGAAGCGGAGCGUGUCCACGCAGGGGUUCGACGUCUACUUGGACCUGCUGACCUCGAAUGGCUAG
Messenger RNA from Triticum turgidum subsp. durum (durum wheat), 1782 nucleotides. NCBI's taxonomy places the organism in Eukaryota, Viridiplantae, Streptophyta, Magnoliopsida, Poales, Poaceae. The record is from the annotation of a GenBank genome assembly.